Coprinopsis cinerea okayama7#130 is the source of this 582-nucleotide messenger RNA. RefSeq lists its product as hypothetical. Lineage: Eukaryota; Fungi; Basidiomycota; Agaricomycetes; Agaricales; Psathyrellaceae. The transcript has 4 exons. The record is from RefSeq and is a predicted model, not a curated record. Bases 1 to 582 code for a protein of 193 amino acids.
AUGGGUCGCUCCCGAAAGUACCACACGGACGAGGAGCGCAAGAACGCUAACCGAAUCAAGAGCAAGCGACACUACCACAGCAACCGUGAAUCUAUAGCACUCCGGCGCCUGGAACGCCGUUCGAGCAAAAAAGCCCCUUCGUUACAGGCAGCCGCUUCGGCGAGUUCAACCACAACCACUACCGAGUUAUCCAGUGAUCGUUUCUCAGACCCAGUAUAUUGGGUUGACCGGGCGAAGAGACAAGAGCAACAAGUGGCCACGCUGCUAUCGAACCGUGAGCCACAGCGCUUCCUCAGGGACCUGGGUGAGGAUAUUGCGACGGGGCGAAUGGGAGAGCAAGAGGCUCGGAUGCGAGUGGAGGAAUACCUGAAUGGACUCUCUGCCAUUCGCAGGCGAGUUGACACAAGCCACGGCCACGUUCUCAACCUGGUAGGGGUUGGCGACCAACUGAGCAGAGUGUGCGCCGCCUAUAUGGUCAUCGACGCCGUCCAGCGCCCGCUAGAGGAGUUCACCGUCGCACUUCUCCUCGGUCUUCCCGAGUUCACCAGCCGUUUCUCGAAAGGGGAACUCUUCGCCACAUAG